AAUGUUAAAUUCUUUUCUGUUAGGUUACUUUUAUUUGUAUGCCACUAAUUACAAAAAAUAGAUCUGCAAUUUGCAAAACAGUUCAAGAAUAUUAUCAAUGUAAAAUGCAAAUAGGUAAACAUUUAAUGCAUUAAUUUAUAAAAAUGAGAUUAGAUUUUAAAGAACAGUUUCAUUUAUUAUUUGAGAAUAAGAGAGAGAUUUUCUAAUUAAUAAUGAAUCAGAAUUAUGAAACAAAAUAAUCAUACAGAAAUGAGUACACAAUGCACCAAUUAAGUAAUGAGGCUGAUGAUACUAUAAAAAAUAAAUAAUGCUAAUAGCAAAAUAAAGUUAUAUAUUUUCUAAAUCAUCAUUUCUAAUAUCUAUAUAACAUAUCUUUUAUAAAAGUUUUGAAAACACUUCUGGAACUCUUCUUUUAAUACUGUUUUUAGCUAGCUGGUCAUUGGAGCCUGGAUGCCAUCUGUAAUCACAUAUUGCAUUUCUUUCAUGGCUCUUUUGAUUUCAGGGAAUAGAAAAUAAUUUUCAGGAGCCAAAUCUGCAGUGUAGUUCAAUGACUUUCAACUUACGACAGAAAUGUAUGAGUAUAUUGUCAUACAAUAACAGUUUUUAUAGUCAAAAUUUAAUUUUUUUCUUGAUGAAUCCGAUCCCAUAACCUCUUCAACACUUCAUCUUAGAACUUUUUCAUCACUAUUGUUUUUGAGGCAUAAAUUCUCAAUGGCUAAUGCCUGUUAUAUCAAAGAUGAUCAUUAUCAUGGCUUUUCACUUGAUGUUUUUAACAAGUUUUUUUUUUUUUGAUGGGAGAGGAUGGCAAAUACCAGUUUGAGCUCUGAUGUUUGUUGGGCUGCAAUUUUCAAGUUGUCCUAUAAAUUCUCAUUGGCAUCCAUCCACUUGUCUGCCCUUCCUUAAUCCCAAGAACAGAGUAAGAUAGAGGAAAGUUGAGACCAGAUAUGGAAAGCCCUUUACGAAAAUGAAAAAACUAUUGAAAUACGCUUGUUUAAGAUAAACAUUCAUCAUCAUAAAUUUUUUUCAAAUUGGAAAGAAUUUUCAUUGUAAUUUUCCCAUAUAUAAACUCAAAACCUGAUAUUAUUAAUAAGGUGACCAACUUUUUUAUAAUGAAAAGGAGGACACAAAUAAAUUGAAGGAAAAAAUAUUGUAAAUAAAAGAAACAUUUUAUUCAUUGCAACAGUAAUACACUAUAAUAAUCUCUACUCCAUGCAUAUGUGCCGUGUUGUGUUUCAAUAAGAUGUAAACAAAGCUACUUGUGUGUGGUGUGCUGUCUCAAGGUCUUCCUUGUGGAGCGCAUGUUGUCUCAUAAUUGCAUCUCGCCACACUAUCCCGAGCCAUGAUGAAUUGUCAUGUCACAUAAGAUCACAUGCAAUGGAUUGGCUCGGCAUCGAUCAAAUACAUAGAUUUACAGAUUAGUCUUCAAGUAUCGAAAAGGAGGUCACUUUUUGAGGGAGGACAGAACUUACGAAAGAAGGACUGUCCUCCCUAAAGGAGGAUGAUUGGUCACCUUAUUAUUAAUCAAAGCCAAACAAUCGUAAUAAUGAAACAGGUUCAUUAUUAUUGCCUGAUUCAUUAAGGUGAUCAUUUGGCUUUUACUUUUCUCAAUUUUCAAUAAAAUUUGACAACUGUUCUUUGCUCCGUUUUCAAUUUUCUGAUGACAUGCAUAAAACUAUUAUUACUCUUUCCAUCAUAAAUCAUGACCAAAUUUUAUCAGACAAGUUUCAAUUUGCACUUGUUGUAACAAGCAUACACUAAUAAAUCUAACCAUGUAUAUUAUUUUGGCCUCUUAUAUUAAUACUAAAUGUAGAGUGCAUUCAGUAUCAUCAUUUAAUUGGCACACUGUAAAUACAAAAAGGCUGUUAAUCAAGCUAUCCAACAAUUAUUUGCUGUUAUUCUUGAACAAUGUUGCAAAGUGUGAUCAAUUUUUCUAUUAUAAAAAUAUUUACUGAUCAGUUAUCUGCAAACACAUUGUUAUAAUAUAUUUUAAUUAGUAAAUUAAUUAAUAUUGUUAUUUUUGUCUUAUCAUUUUUUUAUUCUGCAUGUUUGAAGAUGACAUUAUCAGGAAAAUGUCAGAUAGUCUUGAACAUCAAGACACCUGAUGAGAUUAAAGAAGAAUCAUGGACUGCAGUAACUCUCAUCAAGGAAUUGAACACACCAGAGUCAUCAAUAAUGUGGUGUGCGGAAAGGCGUCUGUUGACAAAUGAACGCCACUGCACCUCGUGCAGCAAGUCGCUUUGUUUGACGGCAAAUAAGAGUGUCAUUGACAAAUAUCAGUGGCGUUGUAAGAAGUGUUCUGUUGUAGAAUCCAUUCGUAAAAAAUCUGUCUUUCAAAAUUGUCAUUUAACUAUUUUACAAAUUAUAAUAAUUAUGUAUUUUUGGUCAAGAGAGUAUCCGUCCAGAAUAGCUGCAGUGGAAGUUGAAGUGAGUAAAAAAGUGGCCAUAGAUUGGUAUAAUUUCUUUAGAGAUAUCUGCAAAAAUUACUUUGAUUCCCAUCCAGUUCAGUUAGGAGGUUUGGAUGAUAAUGGGUUUCCAAAGGUAGUAGAAGUGGAUGAGACAUUUAUUUUCCAUAAGAAUCAUAAUUGUGAACAAACUAAAAAUGAUAGAAAAUGCGUAUUUGGAGGCAUCGAACGUGAUUCGCGAAAGUGUUUCCUAGUGGAAGUACCAAACCGGAAAGCUCAAACACUUUUUCCAAUUAUAGAACAAUAUGUAUUGCCUGGAAGCAGGAUUAUAUCGGAUGACUGUUCUGCAUAUGCCAAAAUUGGCCAAAUAAAUGAUGGGAUAUAUCAGCACGAUAGCGUCCACGAACGAGAUUUUGUGGAUGGCAUAGAUCCAGAAAUCCACACUCAACACAUUAAAAAUAUGUGGUCAAGAGCAAAACAAAAAUUAAAACAUCAAUAUUAUAAAAAUACCAAAUUAUUUCAACCUUAUUUAUUAGAAUUUCAAUGGCGAUGUUUGUUUAAAACUCAUGCUUUUGAAAACUUUUUAAUGUGUGUUUCAAAUAAAUAUCCAUGUUAAUUUUUUAAUUGUCUUUUUUUAUGAUGGAAUUUGUACAUCUUAUAUGUGUUCAAUAUUGAUCAUCUGAUUUAUCCCAGUCAAGAUUCUCCUAAAUUAAUAGCUAAUUAGAUUUCAGUUUGCAUCAACAUUAUUUGAUGAUUCUCCAUUUACUUUUAAGUAAUGAACAUAACAAUGACUAUAGAGUAAGUAAAAGUUUAUAUUAUAUUUAAUAUUCAUAAAUCAUAUUUAUAUAUUUUGAAUAAUUGUUGUUUUUAACAUUUCAUUGGCAAUUACAUAAAAUAUUAUUUAGAAAGCUGAUUUGGUUGCCAAACAAAAUGUUUACUGGUUCUAACAUAUACAUUAGCUUUUUUGAAGUAAACAAACAGCAAUUGAUGGCAAAAGUAGAUCAUUUACUACAAAUUAUGGCCAUUUUUCAUCUACAUUAAAAACAUUAUGUAGAUCAAAUGUUACUAUUUUAUUUUAUACCAGGGCUGUGGAGUCGGAGUCGUGGGGUUUUGGUGUUUUAGCCGGAGACGGAGUCGGUAGAUUUUUACGCGACUCCACAGCCCUGUUUUAUACAAGUAGAAAGGAAUACGUUUCUAUUAGAAGAAAAAUUAAGCAAUUUAAAGUUAGAAAUUAAAAUAAUAUACUAAAUUAAUAUCUCAAGGUACACGCUAGCCUUAUAUUUCUCCCAGCAGGAUGGAAAAAAUUAACAUAAAUGUGAGAAAACUAAGACAAAACAAACUCAUUUGGUCUACUACUAAGACCUGAAGCAGGUCUUAGAAGACCAAAUAAAUAAUUGAUUUUAAUAAUUAUAUAAUAUAAAUUUAGGAUUUUUAAUUUUUCCAUCCUGUAAGGUUAGUGUGUUUGUUAUUUUAAUUAACUGCCUGGUUGCUAUAAGAUUAGAACUUUAAAAUUUAAUAUUGUUUUGUCUUUUGGGCAUUAGGAGGGCCUUUUAAUACGCACAUCAUGGAUUUGGCUGGGUCUACAAUGAGACAGCUGCAUGAUUAGAAAUAAAGUCAGACUACCCAUGAAAAUUCCAUAGGAUCUAACUCAGACUCAAAUCUUGGUCCUUCAGAGUGGCAGUUACAUAUCUGAACCACUUCAAUCACAUUCAUUAAAUUUAAUUCAGCUUUGAUAUAUAAAUCCAUGAUUCUUAACCUGUUCAUGUCUUAAUGAAUUCUCUUGUUACAUUUCAAGUAAAAUGACACCAAGCAUGAUCCCAGCUGUAUUAAAUCUUGUUGUAUAAACAUCUGCCAAGAUUCUACAUUAACUGAUUUUAUUGAUCAAAAUGUAUAGCAGUAAAUUUUAACAGUACAGAAUAGUUAAUAUACAAUUGAUUGAAAGAAAUAGCAUUUUCUUCUGCCUCUGUAUUAAAUCAAAAUCAUUCUGUUAUGAGCAUGCUUUCUAACAUGCAUUCAUUUAAAUAGAAUAAGCCUUAAAAAAUAUCAAGUGUGUGACAGAUCUAUUUUUGAUUUUAUUUCCGUAUUAGACAUACUAUUUUUAUCCUUUACUUUAAAUUAUUUUUCUUCCCCUUAAAGGGAUCAUAGUCUCAAUUGAAUGGCAGUGAUUUUUAUAAGGAAGAGAAGAGACAAUAUGAAAUAUGCAUUUCCUAUAUCUGUGAAUAAAGUUUAAUGUAAGUUUGCUAAUCAAGUUGUCCAGUAAGAAUCUACAGAGUUGCUGCUACUGUUGUCAAACUGAUAUGAAUUAAUACAUCCGGUCCAAUGAUACUUGCUUGGAUGAGUAAAAUAUUUUCUUUUUUUAUAUAAUUUUGAGUAUUUAUUCAACAAUGGAAGUUUUCUGAAAAAUAAGAAAUAUAUUUGUGAAUAAAUAUUUAU
Centruroides sculpturatus (bark scorpion) is the source of this 4835-nucleotide messenger RNA. RefSeq lists its product as uncharacterized. NCBI's taxonomy places the organism in Eukaryota, Metazoa, Arthropoda, Arachnida, Scorpiones, Buthidae. The coding region runs from base 2053 to 3018 and encodes 321 amino acids. The transcript has 2 exons. The record is from RefSeq and is a predicted model, not a curated record.